Molecule: messenger RNA, 1851 nt
Organism: Penicillium pulvis
Lineage: Eukaryota; Fungi; Ascomycota; Eurotiomycetes; Eurotiales; Aspergillaceae
Product: acetyltransferase SAS4-like domain-containing protein
Exons: 2
Coding region: 1-1851 (616 amino acids)
Cellular component (GO): SAS acetyltransferase complex
Molecular function (GO): histone acetyltransferase activity
Source: RefSeq, a predicted model, not a curated record
AUGGCCCUCCUGUCGCGGCCGUCUCUCCGCUCUGUGCGACGGAACCCCGAUCACUCGGGGAACGACGGUCGCCCUCCGCCGAUGAAGAAGCAGCGAACUCUGGAGGAAUAUGGCUUGCGCCGCCGUAGGAGCUCUCCAGACUGCCUCGACACCACAACCCAGGAGGCUCUCCCGGUCGGCAAAGUUCGAUCCGCAAAUCCUCCCUUGAGCGCCACGCGCCCGCGCACGGCGACGAGACGCGCUCGCGGACACUCCUCUGCCUCGGUGGACUCCAUCGCAUCCAACAGUCAAUUGAAAACACCCGGCCAUUCUCGUGUGAAUGGCAAUGGCUCUGUCGGGUCGCCUCGAGUUCCCGACCGGAAUACCCCCUCUACGAUUUACCAUCUACGCGAUGACCGCGAGUCUCCAGACCCAUUGGAUACAAUCUCUCCAGCACCGACCAGCACCACUAGCAGACCCCGAUCCAGGGCAUCUGCCCACGCGUCCGAACCUGAGACCAAGUCCCUGAAGUCCCCCGCGACCACUCGCAGCACGCGUCACAAUGACCCCGUCAAGACUGAGCCGAUGAACAUAGUCAAGGAAGAGAAAGAAUUGGAGGCACAGCCGGAUAUUACAAGCCCAGUGGCUGCGACCCGAUCGCAUCAAAAACGGAGGAGUGACCUUGACCUUCUUGAGAAUGACCCUGUGCCUGUGACGACAGGAUCAGAGAGGCGAUCCUUGCGCUCAGCAGAUACAGGUUCUCGUAAGAGCGAGCUCGCUCAAUACUUCUACAACUAUGAGCAGAUCAUCAGUCUUGACCCAUCAAAACCUGACACACUUGCGGCCAAUACAAUUGUCACAUUAAUAGAUGACCUCUCCGAGCCAUUACCAUAUCCUUCUACCCCAGACCCCACGCCUUUUGGGAAUCCGCUACAGAAGCUCUACAAUUGUGAGGUGAUCAAACUUCCAAUUCCCAAGUCAAAAUCACCCGAGGAUGACCCCCUCGGCGAAGAAUUAUACUUCCGUGCGCAUCGCCGAUUUGAACGCCAGGAGAAGCAACUGCGCAACAUCGAGCGAGAUCGUGCGCAGCACGAAAAGCAGCAAGUAGACCGUCUACUUGAAGAACUACGCGGCCAAGAUUGGUUGCGUGUAAUGGGAUUACCCGGCGUCCACGAGAGCGAGAAGAAGCUCUACGAGCCCAAACGCCAGAUUCUCAUCCAAGAACUAGUCGCCCUGGUGAACAAGUUCCAAGUCUGGAAAGACGAGGAAAGGCGACGAAAGCUAGCCAAAGAAAAACCACUCCCUUCUGCAGACGCGGAAGUUGAAUCCCGACGUUCACGGAAGCGAUCCCGUCCAGCUGAAGAAGCUGAGGAAAGUUCACUUUCACCUGGAAUUCCACCAAGUACUCCUGACCCUAAUGAUGUGGACGCCUGGGCCGCACGUCAGUUACAUCAGGAAGCCCGCUCAGCUUCGGAUUCGGUGGCCAAAAGCCGAAAAUCGAGCAAGCCCAAGUCGGGGGCUGCAGAUGAGGAUGGUGGAAACCAUCCGACUGAUAAAAGCUCAACCAAGAGACCAAAAGCCCACGAUCCUACAUUCUCUUCUCCACCCGCUGACCCUGUACCUUUCUUCCUUCCUCCGCCUGAUGACAAACCCUUUACCUCUUUCUUCUCCGAUCCUGAAGAACGCGAAGCUGCCCUUUCUGCAAUACCGGAGGGCCGUGAGGAACGCACGAAUCCCAUCUUAGCAUUUGGUCAACCUAUCCCCAAAGUAGCUGAAGGGGAAUUCCAGCCACCAGAGGAACUUCUAACAGAAGAAGCCAUCCAAGCUUCACGGCGACAGCGACGCUUGCUGAAACGGCGGAGUCAUGGGUGA